Globicephala melas (long-finned pilot whale) is the source of this 5470-nucleotide messenger RNA. NCBI's taxonomy places the organism in Eukaryota, Metazoa, Chordata, Mammalia, Artiodactyla, Delphinidae. The record is from RefSeq and is a predicted model, not a curated record.
CGCAGGAGAAGACCGACGCUCAGCCGGAGCCAGCCCGCGGCGCCCGGGCCUGGCCGGCUGCUUCCCUCCACCCCAGACGCCGCUGCCGCAGGCACUGCCAAGGCGGGCGCAGAGGAACGCUCGGCCACUCGGCCCUGCCCGGCCCGGCGCGGCCCGGAGCCGCGGCGCGGGAGGUUCCCCAGGAAGCCAUCACACUUUCCUUCCCACUGUGGUUUUGGGAGCAUGAAGGCGUUGCUUACUCCCUUUGUCUGGUUCACUGUAUGUAGGCUGGGAGUGUCUGCUGAUGUCUUGGAGUGCUGUCUCCUAGAACAGGAGGAAUAAGAUUGAGAUAUUUAUGGAACACAUAUCUGUCAGCUGAAGAGGAGACAGUGACCUUGGCUUCUAAGAUUCUGCACUAUCCUGAUUCUCUGCCUGCCUCUCAGAUGUUUAAAAACCCCUUCCUUUUUCCUCCUGGAUGUGGAUGUAACCCAGGAUCCCUGCAGUGGACCAUGAGACGGUAAUGUCCACUGAGGACCUCUGGGAGCCAUGUCAGACGAAUCCGCCUCAGGGAGCGAUCCAGACCUGGACCCAGACGUGGAGCUGGAGGAUGCGGAAGAGGAGGAGGAGGAGGAGGAGGAGGUGGCAGUGGAGGAGCAUGGCAGGGGUGACGAGGAAGACCUGCUGGAUGACCCAUCCCUGGAAGACAUGUGUGGCACUGAGUCUGCCCAGCUGGGGGAAGAUGGGCAGCGGCCACCGCGGUGCACUUCAACUACCUCAUCUCAGUCUGAGCCUUCAGAGCAGCUUAGGCGCCACCAAGGCAAGAGCCUUGCCUCCGAGGACCCCAAAAAGAAGAGAGCUCAGAAGCCCUCCCACAUGAGGAGAAACAUACGCAAGCUGCUCCGGGAGGAUCAGUUGGAGCCAGUUACCAAAGCAGCACAACAGGAAGAAUUGGAAAGAAGAAAACGCCUGGAACAGCAGAGGAAGGAUUACGCAGCCCCCAUUCCCACCGUUCCCCUGGAGUUCCUUCCCGAGGAAAUUGUCUUAAGAGCAAGUGAUGGACCCCAACUGCCUCCUCGGGUCUUGACCCAGGAAGUGAUUUGUUUGGACAGUAGCAGUGGCAGUGAGGAUGAAAAAAGCAGUCGAGAUGAGGUGAUUGAAUUGAGCUCUGGAGAGGAGGACACUCUGCACAUUGUGGACAGCAGUGAGUCAGUCAGUGAGGAGGAUGAGGAAGAGGAGAAAGGAGGCACCCAUGUGAAUGACGUCUUAAACCAGCGCGAUGGUCUGGGGCGGGUCCUUGUCAACUUGAACCACCCUCCGGAGGAGGAGAAUGUCUUCCUGGCCCCGCAGUUGGCACGGGCAGUGAAACCGCAUCAGAUUGGUGGGAUCCGGUUCCUGUAUGAUAACCUGGUUGAGUCCUUGGAGCGAUUUAAGACCAGUAGUGGCUUUGGCUGUAUCCUGGCCCACAGCAUGGGACUGGGGAAAACUUUGCAAGUGAUCUCCUUCAUCGAUGUCCUCUUCCGCCACACGCCAGCCAAAACCGUCCUUGCCAUUGUGCCGGUUAAUACUCUUCAGAACUGGCUGGCAGAGUUCAACAUGUGGCUCCCAGCUCCUGAAGCCCUUCCAGCUGACAACAAGCCUGAGGAAGUCCAGCCUCGGUUCUUUAAAGUUCACAUCUUGAAUGAUGAGCACAAGACAAUGGCAGCUCGUGCUAAAGUGAUGGCUGAUUGGGUGUCAGAGGGUGGGGUGCUGCUGAUGGGGUACGAAAUGUACAGACUCCUCACCCUGAAGAAAUCCUUUGCCACAGGUAGACCGAAGAAAACCAAGAAACGUUCUCACCCGGUCAUCAUUGAUCUGGAUGAGGAAGAUCGACAGCAGGAGUUUCGAAGAGAGUUUGAGAAGGCCUUAUGCCGCCCUGGCCCUGAUGUGGUAAUCUGUGACGAGGGACACCGCAUCAAAAACUGCCAGGCCAGCACCUCACAGGCCCUGAAGAACAUUCGCUCUCGCCGCCGGGUGGUGCUGACUGGAUACCCCCUGCAGAACAACCUCAUCGAGUACUGGUGCAUGGUGGACUUUGUGCGCCCAGACUUCCUUGGCACCCGGCAGGAGUUCAGCAACAUGUUUGAGCGCCCCAUCCUGAAUGGACAGUGUAUUGACAGCACGCCUCAGGAUGUCCGCCUCAUGCGGUACCGGAGCCAUGUCCUGCACAGCCUCCUGGAGGGCUUUGUGCAGAGGAGAGGCCACACUGUGCUGAAGAUUCAUCUCCCUGCCAAGGAAGAAAAUGUGAUCCUGGUGCGACUCUCUAAGAUCCAGCGAGAUUUGUAUACACAGUUCAUGGACCGCUUCCGGGACUGUGGUAGCAGCGGCUGGCUGGGGCUGAACCCUCUCAAGGCUUUCUGUGUCUGCUGCAAGAUCUGGAAUCACCCCGACGUGCUGUACGAAGCCCUUCAGAAGGAGAACCUGGCCAAUGAGCAAGACUUAGACGUGGAAGAGCUUGGUUCAUCAGCGACUAGUGCCCGCUGCCCUUCACAGGGAACAAAAGGCAAGAGUGAGGACAGCGCCUCAAUGGGAGAGGCGACCAAUAGCAAGUUCCUACAAGGGGUCGGCUUUAACCCUUUCCAGGAGCGAGGCAACAACAUUGUCACAUAUGAAUGGGCCAAGGACCUUUUGACUAAUUACCAGACUGGUGUCUUAGAGAACUCUCCCAAGAUGGUACUGCUUUUCCACCUGAUUGAGGAAAGUGUGAAGCUUGGAGACAAGAUCCUUGUGUUCAGCCAGAGCCUUUCCACCUUGGCUUUAAUCGAGGAGUUCCUAGGCAAACGAGAAGCGCCCUGUCUACCUGGUGCUGAGGGGCAAGGAGUACAGAAGUGGGUUCGAAACGUCAGCUACUUCCGGCUAGAUGGUAGCACCCCUGCCUUUGAGAGGGAGCGGCUCAUUAAUCAGUUCAAUGAUCCCAGCAACCUCACCACCUGGCUGUUCCUUCUCUCCACAAGGGCUGGGUGCUUGGGCGUGAAUCUGAUUGGUGCCAACCGAGUGGUGGUGUUUGAUGCUUCCUGGAACCCUUGCCAUGAUGCUCAGGCAGUAUGUCGGGUAUACCGUUACGGCCAGAAAAAGCCCUGUCACAUCUAUCGCCUUGUGGCUGAUUUCACCCUCGAAAAGAAGAUCUAUGACCGUCAGAUUUCCAAGCAGGGCAUGUCAGAUAGGGUCGUGGACGAUCUCAAUCCAAUGCUGAACUUUACUCGAAAGGAGGUGGAGAACCUACUGCACUUUGUUGAGAAGGAGCCAGCUCCCCAAGCAUCCUUGAACAUAAAGGGGAUCAAGGAGCCAGUCCUGCAACUUGCCUGUCUGAAAUACCCUCACCUCAUCACCAAGGAGCCUUUUGAGCAUGAGUCAUUGCUCCUUAACCGAAAGGAUCACAAGCUGACCAAAGCUGAGAAAAAAGCAGCAAAGAAAAGCUACGAGGAAGACAAACGUACAUCGGUCCCCUACACCCGCCCAUCAUAUGCUCAGUAUUACCCCGCCAGUGACCAGAGCCUGACCAGCAUCCCUGCCUUCAGUCAGAGAAACUGGCAGCCAACACUGAAGAGUGAUGAGAAGCCUGUGGCCAGUGUUCGUCCUGUACAGUCCACCCCAAUCCCCAUGAUGCCACGGCAUGUCCCACUGGGAGGUAGUGUAAGCUCUGCCUCCAGCACAAAUCCAGCUAUGAACUUCCCAAUCAACUACCUGCAACGUGCGGGAGUCCUUGUGCAGAAGGUGGUCACCACAACAGAUAUUGUUAUUCCUGGACUCAACAGCUCCACAGACGUACAGGCAAGAAUUAAUGCUGGUGAGAGCAUCCACAUCAUCCGUGGGACAAAAGGGACAUACAUCCGUACCAGUGAUGGGCGAAUCUUUGCUGUCCGGGCAACUGGCAAACCAAAGGCCCCUGAAGAUGGUCAGAUGGCUGCCUCAGGUUCCCAGGGGCCUUCUCUCGAGUCUACAAGCAACGGCAGACACAGUGCCUCAUCACCCAAAGCCCCCGACCCUGAGGGGCUGGCCAGGCCUGUCUCUCCAGACAGCCCGGAGAUCAUCAGUGAGCUCCAGCAGUAUGCAGAUGUGGCUGCUGCCCGGGAAUCCCGUCAGAGCUCCCCAAGCUCCAAUGCUGCCCUGCCUGGCCCCCCAGCUCAACUUGUGGACAGCAGUGCUGUUCCUGGGACAGCUCUUGGGACUGAACCUAGACAUGGGGGUCAUUGCCUCAAUAGUUCCCUCUUGGUGACCGGCCAGCCCUGUGGUGACAGGCACCCAGUGUUGGACUUAAGGGGCCACAAGCGAAAGUUGGCCACACCACCUGCUGCCCAGGAGUCAGCCCGCCGGCGGUCCAGGAAGGGCCAUCUGCCAGCCCCCGUGCAGCCGUAUGAACACGGGUAUCCAGUUUCUGGCGGGUUUGCCAUGCCACCCGUCUCCUUAAACCAUAACCUCACCCCACCCUUCACCUCCCAGGCUGGGGAGAAUUCCCUGUUUAUGGGCAGUACCCCCUCCUACUACCAGCUGUCCAAUUUGCUGGCAGAUGCCCGCCUGGUGUUUCCAGUGACUACUGACCCUCUGGUGCCAGCAGGCCCCGUCAGUUCCUCUUCCACGGCUACCUCAGUCACUGCCAGCAACCCCUCCUUCAUGCUCAACCCCUCUGUACCAGGGAUACUACCCAGCUACUCACUCCCAUUCUCACAGCCACUCCUGUCCGAGCCGAGGAUGUUUGCGCCUUUUCCUUCCCCUGUCUUGCCCAGCAACCUUUCACGGGGCAUGUCUGUCUACCCAGGCUACAUAUCCCCACAUGCAGGCUACCCAGCUGGCGGCCUUCUCCGGUCCCAGGUGCCUCCAUUUGACUCUCAUGAGGUUGCUGAGGUGGGGUUCAGCUCCAAUGAUGAUGAGGAUAAGGACGAUGAUGUAAUAGAGGUCACUGGGAAAUAGCUGGGGAGCCCCUCUGCAGCUCACUCGGGGCCCCAGCAGGUUGCCCACCAAGAUGGAAGGCAGCAAUCUGGGCUUUCUGAGAAUAGGGCACUUGGCAGGAGGGAAAAGGAAGAGGACAAAGAAGGGUGGUUGACCAUAGGUGGCAGGGCUCUGUUGCUGUUUAACAAAAGAGGCAAAAAUAAUCCAACAGAGCAGCAAUAGUGGGAAAUCAGGGACCUAAAACAGGAAUGGAGAGGCAGGGCAGUCUGCCUCUCUUCCUGCCUGCCUUGCUUAUGCUGUCUGCUUGCUUGCUUGCCCAUCUGAGGGUAGAUGCUCACAUCCCAUUUCUGUCUUUGGGAACAUUCUCUCCCGAGAGAGCUGCCUUACUGGGUGAUUUAGCUUGGCCUGGAGAGGGAAGGGGAGGGAGGGAGGGUAAGAGAAGAAGGGUAGGCAGACUGAGAUUCCAUGUGAAGUGGAAUCCUUUUAGGGGGUGGGAAAGAAGCAGACCAGGUAUGUGUGUGUGUGCCUGUGUGUGUGUUUAUGUUUGUACUUACAUGUAUGUAACAGA